GCGGUUGUGGGUGUCCAAGGAGACGGAGCGCACGCCGAGCCCGCCUCCUCCCCGCCGGGCCGCCGCCGCCAUGAUGAUGCUGGGCCGCGGGCUGGACGCCAGGGACAAUCAAACGAGACAAAUACAAGAUGCUGUUUCAAAUGUGGAAAAACAUUUUGGAGAAUUGUGCCAAAUAUUUGCUGGAUAUGUACGUAAAACUGCCAGACUACGAGACAAAGCAGAUCUUCUAGUAAAUGAAAUAUAUGCAUAUGCAGCCACAGAGACACCAAACUUAAAAGUUGGACUGAAAAACUUUGCAGAUGAAUUUUCCAGACUUCAGGAUUAUCGCCAGGCAGAGGUUGACAGGCUUGAAGCCAAAGUUGUUGAACCUCUGAAAAGUUACGGCACUAUAGUGAAACUGAAAAGGGUAAGUCAAACGUGCUGUCUCUCACAAAGUGCUCUGUGGGGUUCUGGCCACCUCAUUGAAAAAUUCUACUUUGUGAUGGGGGAAUGGUUGUGAUUCUUUGUGUGUGUGUGUGUGUGUGUGUGUGUGUGCGUUGCACUAACCAGUGUAACUGAAAGGUUAUAUAAGAAUGCAUCUGGAUUGAAGCUAUCUACAUGAUGGAGGAAAAAUGUACUGACUUAAAGGAUGGAAGCAAAUAUUACUUGUAUGUCUGUGUAUUACAUAAAUCUUACCUUCAGCUUGUAAACAAGUCUGUAAUUGACGUGUAUAUCUUUAUCAGAGCCCAUGUGAAUAGAAAAGUCAAAUGGUGAAUACUAUUGUUUUACAUACAAAAACACCAGAAGUGUUUUUGUUGUGGUUAAUCUGAGCACACUGUGGCACUGCAUCUCAGACUGCAGUAUUUUUCAUACGUUUUUGUUCUCGCAUUACUUCCAUAUGGUGAUGAAUCAAGCACAGUGUUUGCUAUAUUGUUCAGCUAUCUCUUGGCAUUAUGAAGAUAUACCCUGCGCUCUAUUGGUCCUUGGAAAGCCAGUAGACUAUGGGGUCUGGAUUCUAGAGUUUAAUAUCUAAAUAGUCACAGUGAAGCACAGUUGGUAAGACCUAGAACUUGUCUGAGUAUUCUGUGCGUUGUAAAUACUGAAGGUGAGAGACCAGUUUCUUUGCAAUGCUGUUAGCACAGACAUGAGAAGACAUGCAGAACACUGCACCAGUGCUUGGCACUUGGGAAGCCUUGAAGUACUGCCUUAGGGAAUCCUGCACUGCCACUGACAGCCAGUACAUGUUGGGUAUGAACCAGCUGAAGCCAGGUCAUGCCUUGGCACAACCAAUGGCAUUUCCUGUCAUCUUUGCCGCUCAAUGCUAUAAAGCAUUAUAUAAUGUUUAUCACAGAAUCACAGAAUUAUCAAGGUUGGAAAAGACCUAGAAGAUCAUCUAGUCCAACCAUUACCAAUACUUCCCGGC
Molecule: messenger RNA, 1402 nt
Organism: Coturnix japonica (Japanese quail)
Lineage: Eukaryota; Metazoa; Chordata; Aves; Galliformes; Phasianidae
Source: RefSeq, a predicted model, not a curated record